Molecule: messenger RNA, 8297 nt
Organism: Cherax quadricarinatus
Lineage: Eukaryota; Metazoa; Arthropoda; Malacostraca; Decapoda; Parastacidae
Source: RefSeq, a predicted model, not a curated record
AGGAAGGCCGGGCACCACACGGCGUCAACUGUCAGUGACUCUAUAAACCCCCAACAACACGGAGACGAUUGAUAUGUGUGUGUUUAUGAAGUGAUUGUUUUAAAAGCUGUUGUCUUCUUGCCUCUGACUCUCCUGGUAUGGAUCCUAGUUCCAAGAAAAAUAUAAUACAUGGUACCUCUGUAUCAGAGAAUGGUGAAACAACCUUGUGUGAAAACAGAAUGUUGAGACAGAAGAUUGAGGAUGGCAGCAAUGGUACAUUGUGUAUAUAUGAUGAUAGUAUUAUCUUCUCUCCUCCCUUAUAUUGCCAGAGAUAUGUGAAAGUUAUGGAGAUGAUCAUCUCUGUUAGUAAAGGAGUAUUUACCAAGGUAGUUGACAUAGGAUGUGCAGGACUGAAGUUCUUCAGAUACCUGAAAAAUGUGCCUGGGAUUCAGGAAAUUCUUUUGCUUGACAAAGAUUUUCACAUAUUGAAGGAUAAUGAGUAUCGCAUCAAACCCCUGCCAGCAGACUUCUUAAUUUUGCGUAAACUACCUCUUAAUGUUAAAGCAGUGUGUGGGGAUGGCAGAAAAUAUGACCCAUUGCUCUCAGAAACUCAAGUUGUCACCAUGAUUGAACUAAUUGAACACAUGCCUUUAUCAGAGUUACCCGACCUCAUCAAAUGUGUGUUUAAAGACAUAAGACCAAAACUGGUAAUCAUAACUACACCUAAUGCUGACUUCAACAAGUUUAUACCUGGCUAUAUUCCAGGCUCUUUCAGACACUUUGAUCAUAAGUUUGAAUGGACUGCAGCACAAUUUUAUCAAUGGUGUCAAGGAAUCUUGCAAGAUAAUAGUGAUUAUUCACUGGAGACUUUUGGGUGUGGCCUUGGACCAGAGAACACCUAUUGCACACAAAUGGCUGUCUUUUUACGAUCUACAUCACGCCAAGAAGAUUUAUUUUCCUGCAUUUUAAAAGAUGACAUGACAUCGGAUACUUUUUGUCACAGGUUUGUGAGUACAGAGAGUGCAGUUACUUCUGAUAUACCUAACAAUGGCUUCUGUAUUGUAUCUGAAUUUGACUACCCAUUUGAUGUACGUACUCAAGAUGAGCAUGACAGAGAUCACACAUUGGCUAGGUUCUAUGAUUUAAAGGCCUAUAUUUGCAAUAGUGAACAAAGUUCAGAAUCAUACCCUGUUUGGGAAGAAACACCAGAAGUGGAUCUGAGGGAAGAGACAGAGGAUAAAACAGGGCAGUGGAAAGGAGAAAAGAACUUGGAAAAAAGCAUGAUAGAAAGAAAACCAGAAGACAUUGUAGAAAGGAAGGUAGAAAAUGGUUCUGAUGCCACAUGUUUAAAUAACCUGACUUUGGCAACACUUUCCUUGAAGAAUCAACUUCAGGAAAUGUCACCUCAUUCAUAUGAUAAUGAUGACAAAGAUGAUAAUCAAAAAUUCUUUUUCAAAGAAUAUGUUAAGAAUGAAGAUGCAAUUAAUCAUAGAGCAGUAGCUGAGCAAGAAUAUUUUUUCUACAUAGUGGACCACAAGUAUGCUAUUAUUCCAAUGAGGUCUCUUUCAGCAUGGGUGAAUUAUUCAUAUGAACAAGAGAUACAAAACAGCCUCAUCAGGUAUAGUAAUAUAUUUUAUAGUAGAAAAUGCAGUAAAUGUACGAUAAAACGGAUUAAUUGGGGAGAAGGGGUGUCUGCAUUAGUGAAAAAUCCGAUAUAUAGAAAAUUUUAAUUAAGUGGAUGUAGUCCGCUUAAUCUUUUCAGGGUCAGUGCCAUACAUGUAUGGCUUGAGAGCCAGGGUCAGUGCCAUACUUAUUCGCCAAAAUUCUAGCACCUUCAAAUUGAGUGGAAGAAAGCUGGUAGGCCUUCAUAUGAAAGAAUGGGUCUGCAUGGUCAUUGUGCGCAGUAUAAAAAAACUUGCAGUACUCAUUGCAUAAUGAGGAAAAAAACUGACCAUUUUUUUUGGUUUAAAACAGCAACUUUGCAGUGUAUUUUUGUAUGGUAUUUAUGCUUGUGUUCUCAUUUUCUUGGUUGCAAUUGAUAGAAUGGAACACAGAUUACAGAAAUAGAGAUGAUUUUGAUUGGUUUCACGAUGAAAAGUACCUUGAAAUUGAGCUCAAAUUAGUGAAAAUGUUCAAUUUUUGCUGAUGUUCAAGAGUAAACAAAUCACGCCACACAUCCAAUACACAUCAACUGCUGAGUCUAAAAUUCUUUCACACAUAUGCUGAUAUUAUUUAUACCAUUUUUACAAUAAUGCAAUAGUCUGCAUAACAAAAUCUUCUAUUUUUUGAGAAUAAAAAUUCAAAAUGGAAAGCAAGAGUAAUAUAAGAGGAUACACAAAUAACCCACACAUAGAAGAGAGGAGCUUAUGACGAUGUUCCAGUCCAAGUCGGACCGGAACAUCGUCGUAAGCUCCUCUCUUCUAUGUGCGGGUUAUUUGUGUAUCAUUCCAGUCACGGUAUUGUGCCUUUUUUUGUUAUUUAAUAUAAGAGGAGCCUGGAGACGUGACUAAUGAGCAGAUAAAAUUUUAUUUUAGUGCCAGGAAUGUCUGCAUUGUUUAUUCUGGACACUAUUUUGACACUAGCAUCUUUUGAAAUUUGUGUGAAAUUGGCCAAAUUGCCAAUUUCUGACCACUUUAUUGGGUAGUUGAAAUCGGUAAAUGGGCAGUUUCUUGUACUCAAACGAUAAAACAAAUGGAGUUCUAGUGAGAUAGCUAUGAUUUUAGGCGACUGGAACAUGGAAUUGACUGAAAAUAGGGCUCAAAGUGGGUGAAAUUGACAAUGCGUAAAUAUCGCCGAUAUUGCUAACUUUGAGAGAGCAUAAUUCUGUAAGUUUUCCAUCAUACUUUUGGUGUCAUUACCAUCAUGAAAAGAAUCUCUAUCAUUUCAUAAGAAAAAAAACAUUUUUUUUGUUUUUAAUUUUUCGACCCUGAGAGCGAGUUUAGGAUCAGGGGUCUCGACCCUGAAAGGAUUAAUCGAUUGACUACCAGACAUCAACGAACACCAAAUAAAACAGACUUAGUCUGCUGUAUUGAUGGACUACCAAACAUACUAAAACUAAAUUAGAGUACAAUACAGUAUUAUCUGUAAAUGUACCUAAAAAAAUUAAUUUAAAGUACAGCACAGUACAGUACAGUAGAGUGCAGUAAUUAUUCUUACCUUUUCUGGUGGGUAGAUGAGGUUACAGAUGUGUAAUAGAAUACAGCAUUCCCAUGUGGUCUAGUGGUGUCCCCAAAAUAACUUAUUGUAAGGAAGAGGAGCUGUAAACUUCCAGCGGUAACACUGCAGAUGGUAUAAGAGAGACAGUCAGUAGAGCAUACUACUUGUGCAGUGCUACUUCAGCCACUGUAUCUUGGGCCAUUUUCGUAUGCUUCCUUGGAAUAACUGAAAAACCAUUUCAGUUAAGCAUAUCCUUGUCAGCUUAUCCUUGUCAGACACUGUUUAACUGUGCCAUACUCACACACCUAGGCCAUUGAAAUGACAGCCACCUUCUUCCUUGUUAAUUCGAGUUUUUGCUUAAUAUUAAGGUCACAUGCUUCUUCCUGGCACAAUCACGUACUUUAGAGUUCAUUGUUAAUUACACUGUACUCGGUACUUUAAUAUAAUGAUAUAAAAACACUGAAAAUCCAGGGUAAAAUUGGAGAGGAAAUGACGAUGAUGUGAGUGUGCACAAACAAUGACAUCCACACAGGCAGUCAUUGGCCCCACUGCCCAGGAACAAUGAAAAUAAUAAUAAUACAAUAAUCUUUAUUUCUACAAGUAUAUGUGCAAUGUAUACAGGCCUGGCUGACAUCAGUGACAUACUAAUGUAUAGAAAGCCCCUUGUUAUGCAGAGGAUUUUAGGCAAAUUAGGUCAGUUUUGUCCCCAGGAUGCAACCCACACCAGUCAACUAACACCCAAGUACAGUAGGGACUCGCUUUACGACGUUCCACUCAUAUGGACAUUUCAGAUUAUGACCAGAACUCUCUAUACAGCUCCCUUCCCCAACAAACCGUGUGCCACUCGGUUUGUUUACAUUCUCUGUGAGCUUCGCGACUCUCUAUUAUGUCUGGAAACUUCAAAAUUUCAGGUGUUUGUAAGUUAUUUCAUAUUUUAUAUAUGUAUUCUGAUAAUUAUACAGGUACAACACUGACUUUCCGAACACUGAUGAUCCGGAGCCUCCUAUAAUCCAUACAAAUUUAUGAGCAGGAACUUGAAAUUCUGUGGCUGCCAGAGUAGUUUACUGGGAGGCCCACAGAUGGCAUUGAGUGUAGCUGUGUGCACUUAGAGUGUUUACACUGCACCUGCUGGUGGGGGACACCCCAAUUCUGUGAGUUUCUUUGCUUAUUUUGAUUAAAUUAACCUCAACUAUGGCAUCUAAGGGAGAUGAGAGGGAGACUGGUGGUGUCAAACGUAAACACCAGUCCCUAUCGAUUCAGGAGAAAGUUGAACUGUUGAGAAAACAGGACCAUGAUGCUUUAGUGCGGAAGAUGUGUGAAGAUUAUGGUCUCGGUAAAUCAGUUGUUUAUGUUGACCAACCCUGGUCCGGAAAAAUCAGUAAUCCGGAAAACCUUUGGAACCAAAGGUUCUGGAAAAUUUAUGUUGUACCUGUACUUAUGUGUACCUGUACCUAAAUAAACUUAAACACUAUGCUGACAUGCAGGUACAAAUUAAAAUCACUAAGAGUGUCUUGUUAGUCUUGAAGACGCCAUAUUAAUGAUAAUAAUAUGCAAUAAUAAUCAUGUACACAAUAGUAUUACUUUGAAGUAACUGUAGAAAAUUAUUCCUUUUGCAUGCCUUCACUCAGAGCGUCAGUCCUUCUGAAAAUGGUGUGUUACAUGAGAAUGGGAGUGUUUUUCCUUAUUCUUCUGUACCAACGUGGAUACAACUUGUACACAAUGUAAGGUAUAAGCUUCACAAACAUGGAAAUGAAAGUGUAUCAACCAUAACCAGAUGCAUUCAUCUGCUUGUUUACAGACUCCGUGUCUCUCCCCCCUCUCAUUUACUUCUCUCUGUCUCUCUCUCUCUGUCUGUCUCUCUCUCUCUCUCUCUCAUAUUGUUUUAUCUCGUUUACUCACCUCUUACCCUACAUUAAGACUCCUAAUAUUUUAAUGUGAGUAAUGAGUGUACUGUUUAUGCAUUUUAUCACUCUAGGGUGCUUUAAAUUUUGUUGUAUACUACAUGUGGGUGGGGUGGCCAAGUGGGCUACCAUACCUCCCACACCUGACUUCCUAGAGAUAAAUACUACUCACCUCUCACUCUGGGACACUUUCAAUGUAUAUUACCUGUGGAUGGGGUGGCCAGGUGGGGUACCAUACCUACCACACCUGACUUCUUACAAUAAAUACUACUCACCUCUCAUCCUACAUUAAGACUUCAAAUAUUUUAAGGUAAAUAAAGAGUGUACUGUGUGUAUUUUACUUUUUAUUGUAUUUUAAGGCCUAGUUCUAUUGCUAACUUAAUAUUUAUUAGUGUAGACUUGUUAUCUGGCAUUUAUAUACAUUUAUAAGUGGAAAAAAAAAAGGGCAUUCUGCUUUAUGGUGAUGUCCGCUUUCCAGUGAUAGCCUGGAACCUAAUCUGCCAUAUGAGUGGGGCCCUACUGUACUUAUUGUGCCCCAUGGCCUGGUGGCUAAAGAUCUCGCUUUACACAGUGAGGGUUUGUGCUUGAUUCCCAGUGAGGGUAGAAACAUUGGGUGUGUUUCUUUUCACCAGUUAUCUAUGUUUCCCAUCAGUAGUAAAACAGGUAUCUGGGUAUUAGUUGACUGGUGUGGGUCGCAUCCUGGGACAAAUUGACCUAAUUUGCCUGAAAUGCACCCCGGUUUUCGUCCUUAAUCCGUUCCAGAAGGUUAGUCAGAAUCCGAAAUGGAUGAAAACCGAAGUAAUAUUUCCCGUAAGAAAUAAUAUAAAUCCAAUUAAUCCAUUCCGGACACCCAAAAAUAUUAAAAAAAAAAAUACAUUUUAUAGAGAAUAACUAUAAUUUUACAUACAGAAAACAGUGAGAAAUAAAGCACUAAUUUUAAUGGAUAAAUGAACAUUUAAAUCACUAUUACAUACCUCUAUUGAAGACUCUUGUUGAUCCACACCAACAACAACUUCUGCACAUCUUCGAUUGUUUGUGAUCUCUGUUUUGUUAGCAUAUUUACCCCUUUCGCAACAUCAGCUUCCUUGAUUUUUACUUUGUUCGCCAGGAUGGAACUGAUUGUUGAUUUGGAUUUCCCAUACAUCCUGGCAAGCUCGGCCACACGUACGCCACUUUUGUAUUUUGAUACAAGCUCUUUCUUGAAUUCUCUCAUGUUUCUCACCUUCUUUACCAAAGGGCUGGCACUCUGAACUUUCUUUGGCCUCAUGGUGGCUUAUUUUACAGCCGCACUCUAUUAACAAGCACCAAAACCAAUGGAUGAACGCGCGGAGUAUUGUUCACUCGACAAAUGACAGAGGUAGACUGAGUCAGGCGGCGGCAUCCUGAGCGGGCAAACGCGUCUGAGUCAGACAAUUUCCGAGUCUAUGUACGAAACCUGGAGUAAAAAUUCGCCGAAAAAAGUGGUCGAAAUCCGAAUUGUACAAUAUUCGGACUGAACGUAAACUGGAGUUUUACUGUAGUAGUAUGUCAUUAAUGUCAGCUAGGCCUGUAUACCUUGUAUAUGUACUUGUAGAAAUAAAGAUAUUAUUAUUUUACCGAUAGGUGAACAGAGACAGCAGGUGUCUGAAAGAAACACGUCCUAAUGUUUCCAUCUGUACCUGGGAUUGAGCCACAGACUUCAGUGGGUGAGCUUAAUGCACUAGCAAUUGAGCUAUGGGAUGCAGCUAGGACAAACCUUGGACUGCACAAACCUGCGAUUAAGUGGAAUCAGUUCAUUUUAUCAAUGUACGACUAGACUGGAUAACCAUUUGGUAUAACAAAUUUGGUGUUCUUCAUGACUAUAUUAAUUGGACACCCCCCAUUAAAUGUAUGUGUUAAGCCUUUGUUUGGCCAGAUUUUUUGUCUGUUUUAUUCUAUAUCUGCCUUAUGGAGGUCCGUUUUAUCGAACAUUUACUGUAGUUUAUAAUUUACUGUUGUUGUCAUUGUUGGAACUGUAGUUCAUAAUUUAUUGUUGUCAUUGUUGGAGAGUAGCUGUAAGUAUUUUGUAUGUAAUAUCACAUGAGUGAGAAUCAGUGGUUCAUGGUAGAUGAUAAUUUAUUUUCAGCAGGACUAUUUGUUGAGCAUGCUUGUUAAAAAGUGGAUAAAUACUAGGCAUAGAUAGCCCUUGAUGCCUACAACAUUUGUUUAUUGAGAGGCCAUCCCGAAGCAGCUAUAAAAUUUUUUAAUCUGUCCUGAUAUAUUGAUGUGGAUUAAGACACUUAUGUACAGUUCAGGACAUUUAUUAAAGGAAAUGUUUCAUUAUGAGUGGCUUCUUCAGUCCUAAUACAGAGUAAGCUAAGACAUAGUGUUAUAUAAUGAACAGAGAUAGAUGACCAGUAGCAAGGUGAGAUGAAUCAGGUUGUAAUAAAUAGGUUGGACAAAUAUUUCAGUGAGAAUGGUUGGAUUUGAGAAGGACCUGCCAAACAUACGCCAGUAAACCUUUUACAGUGCUUUGCCAUUCUUAUGUUUAUUGUUCUUAUCACACACUGGCCAUUCCUAAUAUGAGUAAGAAUCUUUUGAAUAAGAAUUUGGAAACACUGAAGUUCUCAGACCUUUGUGGGAUUGUGUCAUUGGUGGCAAAUGAGGCAAAUUCCAGCAGCUUCUCUAUCAGUUGGUUUCAUUAAAGUUCAUCAAGUAUCCACAUGUAUCCCUGUGUUGUACACAAAUGUUGUUGGAGUCAUCCUAGAUGCAGGUGUUUAUCUGCUUGCAGACUUUAAUUUCCAAAUAUCUAGCAAUCUUUUCUAUGUACUUCCCAUCACAUCAGUGUAAUGUAUUCUCCAGUGCUGGUCAAAGAUUUGCUCUUGUGCUUCUGCAGGAAGUUUCUGAUUGAUGAAGAGUUAGUAACUAGUUGGAUGGGUUAGUUAUUAAGUAGCUUAACCACAGCAGAUGCACCUAACUUCUAUUAUAGAAAGGUCUCACACUAACAUUGUUGGACACAAGGAUAUCCACUACAGAUAAUGUACAGCCUCUCCUCACUUAGUGACGUACCCAUGUACUGACCACUCAGACUUACGACCAGCUUUCCAACCAGUAUGCAAACCUAAAUACAGUGGUCCCUCAUUUUUCAUAAUUAAUUCGUUCCUGGAGGAGCUACUAUAAACUAAAUUUACGAUUUGUAAAUCAAUUUUCCCCAUAAGAAAUAAUGUAAAUACAAUUAAUCCAUUCCUGACACCCAGAAGUAUUAAAACAAAAAUUUUUUUUUACAUGAAAUAUACAUGUAGU